AUGUACGACGAACUUCCGGAACAAGAGGCGAUGAAUGGAUGGCCCUCUCUGAUCGAUCCAAGCAAGCUAUUGAGCGUGGAGAUGUUGCUUUUGGGCCCACCACUACAUGAGAGCACAGUUCUCAAGACGAUCAACGAGAAUGCAGGGAUGAUAGUCACUCAUGAGAAGCUUGCGCAGUGGCUGCACAAGUUUCAAUCGCCUGGGUACUCCUUUCGUGAUGACGUUACGGUGAAGCUAUUGGUGCAAUCUGGGCGAGAAGGAGAGCUGGCGAGACUGUUUCUUCGGCUUCGAGCCGCUGGUGGCAUGAAGAGCCGUGCGGAAGCGAUGCAACAAGCUCUACUUGACGAAUACCCAAAGGCGUUUUCGCAGGUGUCCGAGUCGUGGCUAGGAUCGGAGCUGAAUCCCGAAGAAGCUUUCCACAUGAUGCCCACAUCAAUGAAGCGAAUCGAUCUGGGUGCCGUCGGGGAGAAGCCAGAUGAGCUCGACGUCCUUCGUAUGAUCUUGUAUUGGCUUGGGUAUGUGGACAAGUACCGAUCUCUGGGUCUCGACUUCAGUGAUUACAAAGUAGCCAAAGUGUUGAUGAGCACUAGAAACACCGACGAGGUGCUGGGGAUCUUCCUCAAGCUUCGAAGCGUCCAUGGCAUGGAGGACCGCGCAGACCGGAUACUAAGUGGUGCGAUAUUGCGACUGGCCUUUGGUGAUGCACUGGUGAAAGAGCUGAGUCCUGCGAUAGUUUUCACCAAAAUGUCCAUCUCAGUGACAAUAUCGUCUGUGUAA
This is a messenger RNA of Peronospora matthiolae, 777 nucleotides long. The record is from the annotation of a GenBank genome assembly. Lineage: Eukaryota; Oomycota; Peronosporomycetes; Peronosporales; Peronosporaceae.